AUGGCCUCUGAAGUCGAUAAUCCAAACAAGGGUCAUAAUUCUUUGCAAGAAAGAACAGAUGAAGGCAUAUCAGAAUCCUCAAGACAACCCUGUAUGAGCCAAGAAUGUUUCUACCAAGAUGAUAGCAUGUGCCCAUGCUAUAUGUGUAAUAAUCAUGGAAUAGACUCAAAGUCGACACUGUCAGACGAUGGAUUCUCAGGAGUGGAGUUUGCAAUAAGAACGUUUUGGAGAAUUGCAAAAACACAAAAUGAUAUCGAAUCACCAACAGAAGGAAAUUCAAAAGGCUUCCAUUAUAGACUACUGUUACACCCAAGAGGAACAGCAGGAACCGAUUCUGAGUCGAGUCACUUAUCAGUGUUUGUGGAGGCAGUAGUUCAGGACUGGUACCCUGAAUAUUGGGUAUUCCCAAAUGUUAGAUUUGAACUGACAGUAGUGAACUUCAAAGACCCGAAGCAGUCGGUAACAUCGUGGGCACAUUGGAGCUUUUCAAGCGACGCAACAUCAAGAGGAUGGCAAAAAAUGAUAUCACAUUCUAGAUUAACAAAGGCAGCAGGGUUUAUGGACGAUGAAGGAACAGUAGUCAUUAGAGGAAAAGCAGAACCGCCAUACUCAUCACUAUGGUCCAGAUCCAUACUGUACCAACCACAAAUGAUGUGGGAAUAUAUACCAGAUCGAGCCCAGAGAGAAAUUUGCUCAGAAAUAUGCAACAAACUGAUAAAUAAUAAUCAACCUACACCAAAUCAUACAACCGCUCCAGAUAACGAAGAUGAAAAUAUUACGGAUGUGAUGUUGCUCAAGUGCCUAGAUUCAGUAGUGCCAGCAGUGACGCCAACAUUAGACAGUGAUUUCUUGGCGCUAAUGGUGCACAUUUUGUACCACCUGAGAGAGUUCAGAAGAAGCGUCCUGAUGUGGAACUACGAAUUCGAUGCAGAUGUGACGGAAGAAACAAGCGUAAUAUUGGCACUUCAGAAGGUUUUCGCAUACAUGUAUCUAUACCCACUGGCAGUUUCAUGUAGAACAUAUAAACUCUCAGCAAUUGAUAAUCCGAAGAUAUCCAAGUAUUAUUUGUAUGAGUUGGUACCAAAGACGACAUACAAAUAUAAACCACAAUAUUUUCAAACAAAUAAAGAUAAUAGUAGUAAUGGCGAAAGUACAGAUAAUGGUACAACAGACGACCUACAACUAAUACAUGAUAAGUAUGACCACCCGACUGUUAACUGUUGCUCGUUCGAUGGCGGAAGAUACGAGUGGGAAGUUAACGAAGAAACAAAAACAAAUUCAACUAAAAAUAGAGAAGAAGGUGAAAAAACAGAUAAAGGAGGAUAUAGACUUGUACCAGGAAGCCUGAGUUAUAGCAUAGGAGAGCGACCAGAUAUAUUUUCUAAACUAUUACCACCACCACCAAACCUGAAAGCAAUCUUGAAAGCAAUGCAUAUGACAGAUUUACAAACAAUGGAACCACAAGAACAACUGGUAAAUCUACAUUCAGAAAUGUUCACAAUGAUCUUAAGAGAUUUAGCAUCAGCGAAGAAAGUUUUAAAACAAAGAAGAAUUAAGUCAAACAGUUCAGAAUCAAUCUCAGACCCAGCAGAACAAGAAAAAAAGGAAGAAGAAAAAACAAUACCAUUGUGUAUGAGAGACCAAACAUUAUUAGAGUCGACAUGCAAGUUUUUAUUCUCAGGAUCACCAGAAAACGAAACUUUGUUCCGAAACCCAAGUGUAGACGAUAUCUCCACAAUUUACAUAAGAUGUAAACACUCAAACUCGUUACAAAAAGCAUUAGAAGCGACACCAAAGACCAUGACGAGAUACCCGCAAGUGCUCUUCUUUUAUUUAUACCCGACCAAAAAUGCAAAGAAGGGAGAACUGUUUGAUGUGCCACUGAGGUUGGAUUGCACGUCAAUAAAGUCAACAGUGGCGUACGAUAACAUGAGCGAUGAUAGCAGAAACACUAACAACUAUGACGAUUACGGAGUGUUUGAGUGCUCAGAAGACGAAGAUGAUGCAUUCGGAGAGUUUGAUAACGUGUGCGAAAAGGAACACACCUCAGUAAAGUGGUACUCAUUAUACGCACUGAUAAUCAAGGAGGGAGAUCUGAGGUAUGAAGGUUUGGGGAAGGGAACGAGUGCUUUCAACACGCUUCUACUGAGACCAGAGGAGGAUGGACCGUGGUAUAGAAUGAGUGAAGGAAAGGUUGAAAAGUUGACAACAAAAAUGGACUUCACCGAGUGGAAGUGCCAUAGGGAUUUCUUCUGUGUCUCGGCAGUAUACAUAGCUGAGGACUAUAUAGACAUGCUCCAAGUGGGAGAGGUGGACUUAGUAGGGAACCUGAAACAGUGGAACCCGAAUUUGUACUACUCAACGUUGUCAGAAUUGGGAGUGAGCGAACAGGAAAUCCUAUUGGCAAUUAAAUAUAAAAUGAAUCAAUCAAAGAAAGAAAAUGAUACAGAUGAGUACAGUGAUGGUUUAAUUAAGGAUAAUUCACUACCUAAGGACCUCAAGUUCGGUAAACAGUUUUUCAAUCCUAAAGAACUUGAACAAAAGGAAGAUUUAGUAGAUAAAUUCGGGAAGGAAAACAUGAACUCAAUAUACGAUUACCUGCACCUGAGAAGAGUAGGACAGAAUCACCCAAGGCUAUCCUCAUGUUGCGAAGUACACGGAUAUAAUUAUGAACUUUUAAUGAGACUGGAUGAAAAGGAAAGAAGAUUAAAGUACGAAGUGCCUGUAACCAAGAGAGAUAUGAUGAGAAGACUUAACCGACUAAAUACAAUUGCACCUUUUGUGAGCUGGCUAUUUAACGCAUCUAAAGAAAACACAGCGUUGUUAAACGGAAUAAACCCUCCAGCGGACGGAAAAUUGUUGGUAAACUUUUUGCAAAAAAGAGAAAGAAUCUUCGAAGAGGAGUUUAGACACUUAAUUUCAGAAAUGUUCUUUAAGGAAAUGGCAGAAAAUCUAGCGUCAAAUGGGAUUUAUACCUGGAACGGAACGUCAUGCUCAUGCGGAUGUUCAUGCAAAACCUGCCUUAAUAAGCCUGCAAUGUUACUGACUCAGAACGGAAGGUUCCCAGGAGAAAGUCUCAAAUCAUAUUUGUCGGAGCCAGCAACAAUACUAUUUAGGAACAUACAGAUACUUAGAUGCCAUCUAGAGUACUUUUGUAAAGAUUGCAGAAACCUGACGCUUCAGUUCCAGGAAAAAAGGUCCAGCAAGACCCAAGAAAAAAAACAAGAAGUGGAAGUUCAGCCGAUACAGCACCUGCUGGAAGGAACGCAACUGCAACUGCAGUACCAACAGUUCCUAAGUAAUCUCCAGAACAAUGGCCCAAACACAAACCCACAUCAGAACCCAGAUGAUAUAGUGUCCCACAAGUUGGUGAAGUACGAGUUCGACUCACACCCGACGCUCCAGCAAAUACUUAACCCACAUAAGUUUGAACCGGGAGAAAAGGGAAGUGAGAUGUCACAGUUCAAGUCGACGUCAGAAAGGUCAGCAUUGUUUUUAAUUGAAUGCAUAUGGGACGCGUGCGUGAGAUACACAAUGGACUGCAGAACCAUACUAUUCCUGAAAGCAUGCUCAAUUGAUGCGUUCAAUAAAGGAACACCGGCUCCAUCGACCGGCUUUAAAAACACGUUAAUGCCGUCAGGAGCACAAUGCAAGGACCUUUUCGUGUUUGACGGAAGUUUGGGAAGUUGCUCUGAGUUUAUGGAGCACGAAGAAAUGAACUAUGCAGAUACCAAGUAUGACCUGACGCCAAAGGAAGAGCUGGAGAUCAUGAAACACUUUAGUAAGAAAUACCAAAUUCCAUCAGUAUCGGAUAUGAGAAACUAUUUGAGAAGACAACAUGUACUGGUAUUCUCACUAAUAAGACCACAUGAACUCCUUAGAAGUUAUCUUGAGCAUAAAUAUAAGAUCAACUUCGUGGAAGAGCUAGAAAAAUUGGGAUAUAACGUUGUUUGGAACGAAGAAGCAUUCAACCAGAAGGCGAGUUUGUCGGAUUUGUCCGAAUCUGAGUUAAAGUUGUAUGGAAUUAACAAUCUUGUCCCAGAUUCAUUGCAAGGAAUAGGACACCACCUGUGUAAUAUCUAUGAGAGAAUGCUGACAAAAAUGUUGGUCCACAUGCAGGAUGUGGAUAAACAAAUCUUUCCAAACUGCUUUGAUUACGUCUACACAGUGGGAGACAUAGCGAGCAUAGUCCAGGCGAUCAAAUUAGAAUGUGAUAAGACGUUGGGUACUUCAGAAUUAUCAGAAAAUUUAGAUAGAAGUGAACUACAAGAUGACAUGGGCACAAAACACAUGGAUAAUAUCAAGUGUGGAAAUUCAUGUGGGAAUAUAAGUAGUAAUAUGCACCUGUGUUCGCACGAAGGAUGCGUAUGCUUGGGCCACGAAUGCAGAUAUAAUUUUGGAUACACAGGGUACAUACUCCCAUUCUGGAUAGCUAACGAGAUGGCAGACCUGACAGUGUUCACAAAUUCACAACUGCAAGCAUACAAUGAGUCAUUGAUUGAGGACCUUUCAGAACUGUGUCUAAAGUCAGAUGAUAAGAAAAAGAAGAAGGUAAAGCCAAGGAAACAGACACUGGAGAAAGUAACCUGUAUAAUACCACCACUAGAUGUUAAGCUCAAACAAAUAUCAUUUGACCAGUUUUUGGCAUACAAAACUGACCCGAUGGUGUUCAUGAACCCGAACACAGUAGCAAGGUUCUAUUAUAAGAGAGAUAAAUUCCUAGGAAAACAAAAAUUCUCACAGCUUUUCAACCACACGAAUCCCUACAAACAUAACCUAAACACGUCGCUGAGUUACCUGUCAAUACUAAACAUCAAUAACAAGAAAAGAGGAUCAGGUGCAAACACACCAACAAUCAUAUCAGAACAAUUUAAUUUCGGAUACCCAGAUAAUAAGGUCAACAAUAAGUUAAAGGAUAGUAAGGAGAAGGGAUUUUUUGAAAUUACCCUAAAAGAUUGUGAUACGGGAAAAUUUAUAGCAUCGAAAAGCUUCAGCAUAGAAAAUAACGAGUCGGAGUCUAAUAAGGUUAAAAACUCAAUUGAAAUAGGAAUAUUGACGACACAUGACUUGUUUGGUCUGGAAGGGUUCUCGUGUGAAACGAAGGUGGUCCCAACGAAGAGACUUUUCGUGAAUUACAAAUAUCACGGGUUGCCAACUAAAGUGUAUCACCUGUACUGGGCGAUAAGAAAGUUGAUAAACUCACAAAUGUCAGAUGAAUUGUUAACAUUGGGAUCAAAUAGACCUAAGAAAAAGUUGAAGUGCAUAUGCGAUAAUGAAUGUCCGGACGAAAACGAAUGCCCAGUAAAGCAAUCGUGGAGGCCAUGCGCAGGAGACUGUUUCAUGCUCUAUGCACUCAAAAAUGAUAUGCACUCACUUAGAAUAGGGAAGAAGUUCGUUUACAUGCAGCCUGGAAGUGAUUUGAGCUACUAUUUAAACCCAGAUAAAGCAAGAGGGCCGGAUAUCACAGUAUUGAUUUGUGGUGCUCCAUCAUCAUUCUACCUAAACGGAGCAAGUACAUGGUUUCCACUACAAGAUGAUUCAGACUACCCGCUGCUCAUAUUUAAGUGGAUGUGUGUGGACACGGUGGACCUGGUGUGUCUGGGAGCCAUUGUGUGUGACUCGAAAAAACAACUCCAGCAAUAUAUAUUCGAGUGGCUCCUCCCAAUAAUCAAGGAGUUGGGCUACCUCUCAUCAAAUGAGUCAGGAAAGGAAGGUGGGAAUCAGAGUAAUUGGACAAAUAAAGAUGAGGACGUAGACAGGUACCAGGUCCUGGAAGAAUGCUCAGUAAGGAGUGUCCAGAACGUACGUAGAUGGAGCUGCGCAAUAAAGAAGAUAAAUAAGAGGUCAGGAGAUGUCAUUAUAACUCAACUGAAGAGGACUGUAGACUCGCCAGCGACAAUGAGAUUUAAGGAAUCGGUGCUAUUCAUGAACUUGGUUAAGGAGCUUACGGAACUUGAAGCACUUGAGCUGUUACCAGAUACAAACAAUUUCUACAGUGACACAUGGUCGAAGCCACAGCAAGAUCAGCCAGACUUGGUGAACAAGCUGUCCAAGAAGAAAAAGAGAAAGUCAACGAAGUCUGCAAUACCCUCCAACAAAAAGAGCACAUUCUCCAAAAGAGUGCAGCCAACACAAAUAGAUGAUGAAGAUAUCGAUGAUGAUAAGAAUGAAGAUAAUAGCACACUUAUCACAAGUUCUGUGGAUAACCUGGAACAUACUGAAAGGGGUGAAGACCAGGAAAUCCACCACACAAAAGAAAAGGAUAAAGAGGAUGAAGAUGAGUCCUAUUUCGGAAAAGAUAACAGAGAUGUGUAUUCAAUGAUGAAACAGAAACUUGAUAAAGACAUGGAUGAUGUGAUGGACAUUGAAAAGAAGGAACAUUUUGAGCAUAUUUUAGAAGAAUUAACGGAAAGUGAUAAGGAGCCGCAUGACAUGAACCAGCUUUUGUCAGAUUUCAAAGAUUUGGAACAUCUUGAAGAUAAAGGUUAUUUGGGAGCUGUGAGUGACAUGACGAAACAGCAAAUGCAAGACACUGAUAGAGAAUUCUUUACAUCCAGAGAAAACAUAGAAUCGUUUGAACUCCAGUCAAGUGUCGAUAAGACCCCAGAAGAGUUGCAAGAUGAUAUUAGUUUGUUGACCAGAGAAGGACAGUUUAGAAGAAUUCUGGAUCUAUGUCCCACUUUAGGACUUGAAAAUGUGUGCGAAGAGGUCUUUUCGAUGUUUGAAAAUGAGCUAAAGAGAGAUUUUGUUCAAUUGGGUAAAAGACUAAAGAACCUCCUUAAGUUGGUUAAGAUGUUGUGUACAAGAAUAAGUCGGCCUGAGCCGGUAAGAGAUAUGGUUAAGAAGAUACAUGAAACACAUUCUCUAAAGGCUGGAUUCUUAUUAUCUCACUUGUUGUCAGACUAUAACCCUACAAUACCACUGAUGGAUGACGUGCUCGAAUAUGUGUUACAGGACGUCAUGAAGUACAGUUAUUUCCUGUUCACUGACAAGAAUGGGUACAUCAGGACAAUUCUUCACCAGAUGGUUAACUCGCUCUACAAAAACACUAAGAUUGCCGAUAAGUUCGAUUCCUCACUAUUAUUUCUGAUAUAUGUUAUUGCGAAUCCCAAAGUAGAAUAUCCCGACAUUAAGACCCAGAUCAAACCCCUUGGUAAACUUGAGUCAGAUCACGAUCGGUUAGAGUGUGAGAAACAAAUGUCGGAUGAAAAUCCAGAAACUUUAGAUAGUGAAGAGCUUUCUGAAAACAACGUCAGAACUCUUUUGCAAAAGAAAAUGGAUUUAGUCCACAGAAGGACAAUCAAGGAAACUUUUCUGUUCAAUUUUGAAGAUAACGAGGGGCUUGUAACUAAACCGAUGUUGGAGUGGCUAGAUGAGGAAAUCGAACAGUUUGAACGUUUUUUCCUCCAACAGCUUAAAGUGUGGUGGAACACGCGCCAGAUGAUUCUGGAUAAAAUCAAGUCCAACAUCCACGCAACCUCAGGUAGAUUUAAAGACUCUUUGAUAAUCCACAUUAACAAUAAUGUAAAAACAAACGCACCUGGUAAAGAUAACCUUAGUUCUAAAUCUGGGAAAGAUGAGCUGUUUCUUGAUCUCUUUGAGUUCAGAAUCCUUCUGUAUUUUGUGGAAAAUUACCCAGAAAUUACUCUAUGCUUCAAUAGAGACUCUAUUACUCUGUAUUUUAGCGGUAAGAUCGACAAGAGAGCUUUUCUAAAGUCAAUCAAGGAGUCUAGACAGUUUUUCGGCUCCAAAAACACAAUUCGCUCAAUUCCAAAUCUCGCAAUUGAACACACUGAUACUACUUCCACCGCUGCUAGUCUCAUGGACAUGCAGCUCAACAAUAACAAGACUGCGUUGCUUUUGCUUUCGAUAAAGUACUCUAGUUUUUCUCAGCAGGUCGACUCCCAAUUUUUAAAGUCUAUUUCUUCUUACAAGACUUACAGGUCUUUUAACAUUCCUCCCCCUCCAAGCAGUUCCGCCAGCUUGGUUCAGGAUUCGAUUUAG
Molecule: messenger RNA, 8004 nt
Organism: Theileria annulata
Lineage: Eukaryota; Apicomplexa; Aconoidasida; Piroplasmida; Theileriidae
Exons: 1
Coding region: 1-8004 (2667 amino acids)
Molecular function (GO): protein binding
Source: RefSeq, a predicted model, not a curated record